AGCAGAGACACGGCGAGUGAUGGCUAUCCACUCACAUCAGCCUCCAUCAUAGCGUGCUUGGUCUGCUCGUACACCUACUCCUUAGGCAGAGAUGGAGAAGAGGCGUUCUUUGCGUUCGCGUCAUCAACGCUUCGAGAAAAGGUCUGGGAAGCAAGUGAGAAGACAAGGGCCAUCCCCGGUCUCAGUACGCACCGGCUAACUCCGACCCGAGAACAAAGAGACCCCCUGACGACCUUGUCCUUCCUCCCACUCCUUCUCGCGUCUGUCAUCCCGUUGCUGCGCCGCACAAUCCGCCAUGGCCCAACAAGCACUCAUAGGACCCAUAGCGAUAGAUAUGGACCCAUAUUGAAUACAUUUACGUACUCGCUCGGUGAGAACAAGGCGUCUUCGUACAGCGUAUAUAUGGCUGCUUCAAAGCUCGAGACGCCCUAACGCUUCGCCUCUCGCACUCCAUCAUGCCUACGCCAACGUCCACGUCGAUACCAGCACCCAUGUCAAUGCCAACACCAUCACCAACGCCAUCGCCAUCCCCGAGGCCAUCUCCACGGCCAAAUCCCAUGGCGAUUUCGAGCCUCAUCACGGUACCCACACCUACACCUAUGCCAUCGCCUUCGUCUACGCAUACUCUUGCACCUCCACCCAUACGUUCACCAGUGCCUACACCUACACCCGCACCCGCGCGUAUACCUGGACCUGGACCUACAUGGUUACCUGCGCCCAUGCUCACGCCUGCACCAUCGUCGGCCUCAUCCACGUCGGGAUUUAGAUUUGAAUUCUCUCCUCCCCCGCCAUCUGCGUCUUAUCCAUUCAUGCCCGUGUCGACCUUUACGCCUACAUCGUCAUCCAAGCUCGCAUCUACGUCCACACCCUCUUCUACGUCCUCACCCGCGUCGACAUCCAAGCCCUCGUCGAUCCCCGCGCCCAAGCCCGCGCACACACUCACACCCAUGCCCGCCCCUACAUCGUUGCCAACGUCCACACCUACGUCCACACCCACACUUACAAUCACAUCCGCGCCUACAUCCACACCCACAUCCACAUUCAUGCCCGUGUUAACAUCUAAUCCCGCGCCCAUAUUCAUGCACAUAUUUACGUCCACACCCACGCCUACAUCCACGCCCGCGCCUACGUCGAUGCCAACACCCAUAUCCAUGCCCGUACCUGUCCCUGCAUCCCCCGCUCUGCCUAUCCGCGCACCAACCCCCGACCCAGCGCCCACCCCUGCGUCCCAUCCCCGCCCCUCUAGCCCGCAAUACGGUUUCACGAACCCCACAGCCACAGCCACCACUGCGUCCCAACCUCGCCCCUCCAACCCACAACACGGUUUCAAAGUCGCCCCCACCGCCGACCCCGAACCCGACACCGCCUCCCCACCCACAUACAUCUCCGGCCCCAUCUGCGCACAGUGCGGACAGCCAGCGCACGCGGCGCACUACGCAAACCAGCACACGGCGAACGACAACCCGCACGAGAUACACGCGAAACCGGGGCAGAAACCGCACGUGUACGUCGGGCAGCCGACGCGGCUCUGCGACGAGAGCAAUCCGCUUAAUGCGAACGAGUACCUACCGCUCCCGGCCGGGUGGCUCAAGCUCACGCACCUCGGCGGCGCUGUGUAUUUCUUCAACCCGCACACGCGCGUCGUCACGCCCGCGGAUGUGCGCGAGGCGCUCGUCGAGCGGCGCGUGGCGGAGGAGUACACGCGGCUGUGCGCGGAGGUGGGCGAUGCGAAGGUCGCGCGGGAGCUUAGGCGGGAUUUGGUGAUGGUGAUUGAGCUGCCGGGUGUUGAUGCCGGUGGGGGCGAGAAGGGGAAAGGGAAGGAGAAGGAGGUGGAGGUGGAGGCAUAUUAUGUGUGCAUCGACAGGAUGGCGGUGUUCAAGCUCAAGGGCGAUCAAGUCGAGUACGGAUCUAAAGAGAGGCUGUGGGCGCACAUCGAGCGAUACCCGAUGCACUGGCUCAACUUCCCCGUCGCGCUCGAGGUCGAGUUCCUCAACGCGCUCACGUUCGGCGCGAGCGAACGCUUCCGCGACGCGCGCAAUACGCCCUUUCCCUUCUCAGGCGAGACAUGCGAGCGCCUCAUGCGGAUAUACCAAGACUCCCGACUCCGCCACGAAGAAGACGCACACACGCUCACGCCCCUCCUCAUCUGGGAAAUCGCGCGCGCAAUGCGCAUCGUCGAAGCCUCCCGCGGGCGCUACGGCUACGGCACGCCAUCGAACCGGCUCUACCGCAACCUCGCCGCCCCGCCGCCCGCGUGGUGGGAGGGCGCGCUGCUCGGUGCGCCGCUGCUCGGUGCGCACCACAUGUACAAGCGGCGGCUGCAGGAGAGCCGCGUCAAGGGAGAGGUGUACGCGCCUGUGUUCCAGCGCGCUGUACAGGGGUUUCUGGACGAGUGGGCAGACUCGAAUCUGCUCGCGACGGUGUUUGCGGGUGCGAGCGUCGCGUUUUUGGCUGUGCCCAACGUCACCCCGCUGCAACAGACCGCCUCGCUCGCGUCGACCAUCUUCGCAGUGACGUCCAUCGUCACGGGCCUGCACCACGUCUGGCGGCACCGCCCCAAGACCUCCGCGGACCGAGCCGAAGCGGCGCGCUACCUCAACCGCGCAGGCGCAGCCACUCACGCGGCACACGACGCUGAUCUGGCGGUCACAGCCGCGUUCCUCGCGGUGCCGCUCGCCGCGCUGCUGUGGAGCGUGCUCGCGUUCACAGUCGCCAUCGCCGCUUUCUGCGUGCAGGGUCCGUCUGCCGGCUCCGACUCCAGCUCCGGCGGCGGCGGCGGCGGAAGUGGCGGGCUAGACCUCGGCGGCGGCCCCGGCGGCCCCGGCAAAAUCGGCACAAUCCUCCUCCUCGCGCUGCUCGGCGUCCUCACGCUCGGCGCGCUCCUCGUGCUCGCGUUCUUCGCACACGUAUGGCGCGCGCCGCGCGACGAGGAGAUCGAGGACGGGUUCGAUCUCAUCGCGGGGAUGGCGUACCAGCACGAUCACCGUGCGCCUGUGGGAUGGCGGGACAGCACGCGGGACUGGGUGCUGCACGCGCCGGGGGCGCUGCGGAGGCGCUUGAGGAAGGUCAAGGGGGCAAUGGAGCGUAGCGUGCUGCUGAGGUUGCACCGCCAUCGGAUGAGGAAGGCGAGAGCGCGAACGCUGGUACCUGAGAUGGCGGUACCGCCGCCGCGGGAGGACGGGGCGGUGGCGCAGGCUGCUGGGAUGGCGGCUGCUGCUGCGCAUGCGCCGUUGAGUGGGACGCGGAGUGCGGUUCCGCCGCGCGGGACAGUGGCGGGGGCGAUACAGUUGGCGAAUAUGACGGUGGCUGCGCCGUUGCGCUCGCAUACGUUGUUGAAGAAAUGAAUUUAUUCUUGUGAUAUACACACUGUAGUAGACAUACACACCUUUGAUAGGCUUUUAAAU
This is a messenger RNA of Coniophora puteana RWD-64-598 SS2, 3404 nucleotides long. RefSeq lists its product as uncharacterized. Bases 456 to 3344 code for a protein of 962 amino acids. The transcript is spliced from 8 exons. Lineage: Eukaryota; Fungi; Basidiomycota; Agaricomycetes; Boletales; Coniophoraceae. The record is from RefSeq and is a predicted model, not a curated record.